AUGGACGAAAAAGAAGAGACCAACGAGCCCCUCGACCUUGUGCGCCUCUGCAUUGACGAAGUUGUCAUUGUAAAACUGCGCGGCGACCGCGAGCUAAAGGGCAGACUACAUGCAUACGACUCGCAUUGCAACCUCGUUCUCGGAGACGUAGAAGAAACCAUAUAUAUUGCAGAGGAAGAGGAUGACGAGCAGGAGCCCCGCGUACGGACGGUCAAGAAGCAGAGCGAGAUGCUGUUCGUAAGAGGUGACUCAGUAGUCUUGAUCGCACCAGCGGAAGGAGCAUCGCAAUGAUCAGUAUACCACAGUUUCUCGAACAAACAGAAUUCGGCAUAAGCAAGGGCGCAAUUGGCUGGUUGGGGGUUGGAAAAGCGACAGCGGGAUAAGAAUGAUGCAGUCACGUUUGAGAUACCCGAAUGCUGAGUUGUAGGGCGCAUUCGCUGGCGCAGACUCAAUGAUGGAGGAUAGUAGGAUGUGUAUGUGGAGCUAUCAAGACAUUCAGCGCAGGCUUAGACAUAUCCUCCGAAGCUCUCUCAAGCCCAGCUGAGGAGGUGCCCGCCAAACAAAUACAAUCAUCAAGAUUGACGAUUGAUCACAAGCCCUAAGCCUCAUAUCUCUUCACCGUAGGGUCUCACACUCAUCAUUUAAAUAGGCACUGUUUGAAGCUGCAAGUAUUAAACGCUU
Messenger RNA from Alternaria alternata, 681 nucleotides. Its product is annotated as Sm-like ribonucleo protein. The record is from RefSeq and is a predicted model, not a curated record. The transcript is spliced from 3 exons. Gene Ontology annotation, molecular function: RNA binding. The coding region runs from base 1 to 291 and encodes 96 amino acids. Lineage: Eukaryota; Fungi; Ascomycota; Dothideomycetes; Pleosporales; Pleosporaceae. Gene Ontology annotation, biological process: mRNA splicing, via spliceosome; P-body assembly. Gene Ontology annotation, cellular component: U6 snRNP; catalytic step 2 spliceosome; Lsm1-7-Pat1 complex.